UUGGCUGUUUGCGAAAUGUCCUUGAUUUUAGCCAAUCAAAUACCGCUUUUCAAUGGUUGUAGCAGUGGAGUGAUCGACAGCUGUCUGACUCAGUCAUUUUGCUACAGAAUUGCGAUGGAUAACUUGAAUUCGGAAGGAGGGAUAGUUACCCAAAGUGGUGCAGUUAAAGGAGCUGCACUUUUACUUAUCAUCGGUGAACCCUUUUCAGAGGAACAUAAAAAACUUAUUCUAGGAGAGAUUUCUAAAGGAUUUCGAUGUUGGGAUACAGAGGCUACUGGUAUUGACAUAAAUGAUGAACUUGCACAAAUUGCUAACAAAGCAGAUCUAGGCGAAGAAGGCCCAAAUGCAUCCAAGUAUGGAUACCAUUUGAAGGAGGGGGAGAGAAUUAUUCGACAUGCCUCGGAGAGUUUGUCAACAGAGAUUCUGGUCAACCCACAGGCACAGACAGUGACAGCUGCUGUGAAGAACUUCCUUGUUACCCCAACUAAACACAAACAUCUGAUAUAUUCUGGACAUGCCUUCCAGGGUUCAGGAGCUUGGAUACUACAGGAUGACACAUUCACAUUCAACAACUUUGCUCAUGCUUUCAAAGACCAGGAUGUUGGUAAUGCAGUCCGUCAACAGGAAGGAAGCAGCCUCCACAUUGUCACUGGAUCAGAGGGGGAUUGGUCUAAUGGUCACAUAGCCAAGAAUGACUUUUCGAAACUCUUAAAUGUUAAAUUGAAUCCAACUGAUAAAUUAGAAAACUUGCAUGGCGUCCUACAAUUUGCAGCAUAUAUAAGUAAUUUUGUGAGAGUUAGGCAGUUGAAUGAAUUAUUGCAGUCGUCCGAUGUUGUUGGAAAUAUCAGAUUUAGUCGCCCUACACUGUACAUUUUCCCUGGUUGCCAAGGGGAUUCUGCACUGUUUGGUAUCAGUGGAUUCAACCUUUUGGUUAAUGGAGGAUAUAGCAGGAAGGCAUGUUUCUGGGAUUUCACACGCCAUUUAGAUAGGAUUGAUGCCGCUUUAAUGACACACCUUGGUACAGACAACCUUUAUGGAUUUGGUUCAGUCCUGGAGAGAAAGAGUAUUGAGAAUGUACACCCAGAGAUUGGAUUUAUGUAUGUUAAUGCCUCUGACAAAAUCAAGGCUCUCCCUAACACAGAGGCAAGUAUGCCAAAAGAAGAAUCUUUGCAUGUGAAUUUAGCCGCAGAAGGUAACAAAUUGAUACAGUAUGCCAAGCAGAUCGGACCAAUUCCACAUUCUUGCUCCAGAAACCAGUCUGGUUCAACAAUAGAGCCAAUCAACUUGUACCACAAGGUUGGAAUUGGUUCCCUGGAUAUGUACAUUUUGAACCCAAUUACAGAUAGCAAAGAGAUGAAAGAGUUCUACCAGCAGUGGAACCAAAAUGCUGCCCAAUUUGGACUUAACCAGCACAUGCCUCUUCCCAACACUCUGUCAGUCUGUGCUUUACUUGUUUGGCAGCCAAGCAGUCCCGAUGACAAUAUUACCAGAAUCUUCUUCCCUGGUAAUGCUCCCCAGCAUAAAGUUAUAGAAGGUUUAGAGAAGUUGAAGAAUCUUGAUAUUUUGAAGCAUCCACAAUGCACCAAGACGUCUUUGAAUGUGAAACCAGCAGCAAAAAAACCUGCAGGUCUUUCUUCAAGACCACCAGCUAGGUCAAAGGCAUCACCAGUUACUACCCCAAAAAGUGAAAAUGCAAAAAAGGAUGUCAAAGAAAAUGCUCCACCCAAGCCCUCUACUCCAAGAUCUAAACCGACUGCACCUCCUGCACAGAGGGCUAAGAAGGAAAAAGAAGAUGUAAACAAGAAAACUAUGAAAAUUCCGGAAAAAGAAAAGACUUCAAAAACAGAAAAGACGAUAAAAGCAGAAAAAGUAGAAAAGGUAAACAAAAAACCUGAGAAACCAAACAAAGUUGAGAAAGCAAGCAAAAUUGAAAAACCUGAGAAACCCAAUAAGGCAGAAAAAGCUGAUAAGCCCAAGAAAACAAGUACUCAACCAAAGGGGCCUGCUAAAAGCUCAACUUCUUCACCAAAGCAAGCUGCAACUCCAGUUAAGGAGGCAAAAACAGGCACCAAGAAAGAGGAACAAGCUGAAGCUAUUACUACUCCCCCAGCUCAUGUCCCAGACAUUUUAGAUACUGCUCCUCAAUCUACACCAUUUACAAAUGGAGGCCAAGAAUCAUCAGUUGACUUGCCUGCUUUUAGUUCGGAACCUCUACAACCAACCCCAGCGACAAAUGAGCAAUCAAAUUCUCUGAUAGAUAUUUCACCAUCUUCUGUCCCUGAACCUAGUCAACCUCCGGCUGUUCAUGAAAAUACUGGUACACUUGAUAAAGCAAAGAUGCUUGAGCUAGGUAUUUAUGAUGAAGAUCAAGAUAUUGAACAAGAUUUAAAUGCUCAGCAAGCUACAGAAGCAGAUCAAAGAUUACCACAGAUGUUUGGUGGUAUGGCUGAUAGUAUGCAUGAGGAUUUAAUGGAUGAUAUGAAUGCAAAAAAUGCAAUGCAAGGAAGUUUUCAUGGGGAUCUUAUGUCUGGAAGUAUGCAUGAAGCCAUGUUUGAUAAUAAACCAUUUGAUGGACCAUUUGCUCAGAAUGGUGGUACCAUUGAAGAAGUCAUGACUCCUGAGGAUGAUACAUCUGAAGAAAUACAGCCACAAGCCCUCCCUGAGCCUGUAGCAUAUGCACCUGAAAGCUAUGGUCAGGAACCUGAUGUAAUCCCAGUUGUUAGUCCUAAAGAGGAAAGCCAAGUCAUAUCUGAACCAGAAAUAACACCAAACACAAAUGAACCAGAUUUAUUGCCUGUUAAACAAGAGGCUGAAGAAUCCCAAGACUAUGAUGAGGAAAGUACAGUACCAGUUGAAGAGAAAGUUGAACAUCCCACAAUGCUUGAAACUCCAGAUGAAGUUGAAAACUCUUUGCCAGAAGAUGUGCAAGAGAAAGAUUUAAGUGAAGAAACAGAGAAAGAUUUUAUUGUUGAAGACCAAUCUGUUGCAAGUAAAGAACAUGUUGAGCCUCUUAAUGAUGAUCUAGAAGAUAUUGAAAAGAGUAAAAGUUCUUUUGAAGCAAAUGAUGAUAUAGAUGAAAUGAAACAAUUUGGAGUUGUAGACCAAACAAAUCUAGGUUUUGAUGAACCAGAAAUUGUUCAAGCUACACAAGAUUCUGAAAAAGAACAACAGGUACCAGAAAAAGAACCUGAACAGCUCCCAAUAGAAGAUUCAAGUAUGAACUUUGAUGAAAAUGUUGAAGGAACUGCAGAUCAAAAUGAUCUGGGAUAUAUGGAACCUGAGAUUGCUCAGGCUGCACAAGAUUCUGAAAAAGAACAACAGGUGCCGGAAGAAGUAACAGAACAGCUUCCUGUAGAAGAUUCAAGUAUGAACUUAGAUGAAAAGGUAGAAGAAAGUCAGGAAAGUUUAGAAAAAGAAAAUGAACUUAUGCCAGAGAAUGUUCAAAAUGAAUGUGUUCCUGAGAUAUCACCAGAACUUGGUUUAAAUGUUCAAGAAAAAGUGAACGAAGUUGAAUCAUUUGAACAAGGUAUAUCUGAAGCUGAAAGAGACGAAUUGCCAUCAAAGGCAUCUGAGCAACUUUAUGAUAGAAGUUCUCCAGAAUGUUCACCAGAGCCAGAUAUUCCUGUUCAAGACGAUGAACCUGAACUUGAAACAGUAGACCAUGGUACACCUGAAGUUCCUGAUGCUUUAGAAAGACUUAUAAGCCCAGAGCCUGACCAGCUUGAGCAAGACGAAUCUUUGAUUGAACAGAUAAAAGAGGAUGACUUUGCUCCCCAAUCACAAGACUCAGAAUUCAUCAGUGAUGCUAAAAAUGAAAAUGAUUUAGCAUCAGUUGAAGACAGUCUUUGUCAGACUGGAAAAGUAAGUGAAUAUGACAAAGAAGAAGCUGUAGAAUCAGAAGGAGAAAGAGCAGAUAGUCCAGAUUCUCAAUUAGGUGCACAGGAUAUUAAUAGAGAUUCUCUUGAAAGAGAUGAUGUUAGAGAAAGCAGUCCUUUUUCAAGUGAUGACCAAAGAGACAGUAUUGAGAGGGAUGUUCAAGAACCAUUAAAAGAAAACAUAAAUGAUACAGAAAGAGACAGCAUUGAGAGAUCAAUGAGCCCAGUUGAACAAAAAAGCGGAAAUAUUGAAAUGGAAUCGAGAGACAGUGUUGACAGAUCCCUAUCUCCAAGUGAAGACGCUGAACAAAGGCAAAGUAUUGAGAGGUCCAUGUCUCCAGAGCAAAGAGAAAGUACAGAGAAAUCCUUUGAAGACGAAAGUGAUGAGUCGGAUGAAGAUGAUGAAGAGAGUAGUUCUUUUGAUCAGGAAGAAGCUACAGAUGAGAAAUGCUUGAUUCAAGACAGCUUAAGUGAAAAUCAAGGAGUGAAGACUGAAGAUGGAAAAGUUAUGGCUAAAGAGAGUCAUGUAGCACCAACAGAUUCCCUUGCAGACCAGAUGAGUGACAAUCUUAUGACACCAGAAUCAGACUAUACUGAUGCUAGUCAUGGUGGACAAAUUGGAUAUCAUCAAAUAGAUGAACAGGAUGGAGAUUCAGUUGAUGGUAUUGAUGAGAAGGAAACUUUUGCCUCAGCAUCUGUUCCAAGAACCAAUCCAUUUGGAGAUGGCUUUGAGCAGUUUGGUGCCCCAAAUUUUGGAGCAGGUCCAAUGAGCAACCCUUUUGAGAAUAUUGAACAACCUGGAAAUAACCCAUUUGAUAAUUACAAUAAAGCUUAUGAAGAGGAUAGGUCCAGUACACCUGAUCAAGAUUUAUCACCAGCUGGAGGACCAGCUGCUUUCAAUCCAUUAUCAGAAUGGGGUGAACCAAUGGGUUUGCCUUCACCAGCUCCCCCAGGUGAGAAGAAUGAGACAGGAGCUGCUAAAAAAGCAGCAACUGCUAAAAGACCAACUUCAGCUACUAAAAAACCAGCUGCAAGCAAUGGAGUUCCUGAUAAGUCCAAAAGUCGUCUUUCCUUAGGUGGUAAUACAGCUAAUGCCUCUCGACUAUCAACCGGAGGCAAUUCUUCAAGGCUUUCUUCUGGUGGCAAAGCUGCUCCUAAAUCUAGACCAGCCACAGCUCCUGCUGGAGGCAGUGAUACAAAAUCUAAAAUGAAUGGAACUAAGCGACCAGCAACCGCAACUGGCACUAGGGCAUCACCAACAGCCGUCAAAAUGCCUCCCCUCCCACCUUUUCAUCCAUUCUAUAUGGAUCUUACUUAUAUUCCAAACCAUGGUAAUCCAAGUUACAGUGAUGUAGAAUUCUUCAAACGUGUUCGAGCUAGAUAUUAUGUUCUCAGUGCUCUUUCACCUAACACGCACGUCCUCGACGCUUUAUUGGAAGGAAAGAAGACUUGGGAAGAUAAGUCGCUACCUGUCACAGUGAUACCAACAUACGAUAAUGAGACACUGAGGUUAUGGAUGAGUUUACACAAAGAAAGAUUGGCCGAAGAAAAGGUCGAGAUAGCGCCAUCAGCUAGCAGAUGUACCAUCCAGUUACAAGAUCAUGAGACAAGCUCCUCGGCAUAUAGAUUAGAAUUCUAAUUUAUUUACACCAAUUAACUUUAGCAUUUAUGGAAUCAUUGGAAGUGUGCAUUACAGAUGCUUUUCAAUCCAAAGGUUGUCUUAGAUGCACAUCAAUUAUAUAAACAUUAUGUUGUCAAUGUUGUUUUUCAUACUGCGAAAGUUCAGUUUGACAUAACAAUGUUUUCUGAUAUAGGAAGAAAAGUGCUUUAGUGGAGUGUAGAAACAAAUUAAUUGCUUUUAUUGCAAAAUAUAAUAAAAAGAUGUUGUGUGACUUAAUGGACAAUGUGAUAAAUAAGGGAACAAAAUGUUCUUUAGGCAUUGUGUUUGUGUACUGUUCGUCGAUGAAUCUCUUAUUUAUAGAAUAGUAUGUGCAAAAUAAAUUCUCUACCUUUUUAUAUACAUGUGAUUAAUAAUUUUUAGUAAUGGAGGGUUUGCAUUGAUUGUGAUAAGACGGUUUGUGGAUUUUAACUUGUGUUUAGGGAGGAAAGCAUGAAAAAUGGUUGAUUGUUAAAAUCUUUCCUGAUGGUGUAAUGUUGAGUGUUUUUGAAACUCCUUUGAAAUUAUAAACAUUAAAGAAAAAAAACUUUUUACUGACAUUUUUGUAACUACAGUUUGGAUAGUACAUGUACAUGAUUGGUUAUAUCUGUUAUGAUGUAAUCAAGCAAUUUUUUUAUUGGGAACAAUAUUUUCAAAUUCAGAAUUAAGUGUAAAUUUUGAAAAAUGGAAGUGUGAACUACAUGCAUUUAGCUUCUCAUGAUUACAGUGUAUUUUUCCUGUGUCGCCUUUAAAAAAAAACUUUUUCCUUGAUAACCAAACAUUUGUUAUAGUUGCAGUAACUGGUAAUCUUUUCAUGAAAAAAAAAAUUGUGAAAUAUUCUUUCAAUAUACUCGAGAUAUAUUUAACUUGCACUGAUUAAUUGUAAUAGGUUAAGUGUAAACUAAAUUGAAAUUGACAUCCAAGUUGCUAAAAAAAUUCAUAAAGAAGUUAUUGUAAUGUAUAAUUUGUCGGGUUGUCAAAAUGGGUCAGAUAUAGUCAUUUUCAGAUAUUUCAACAAAAAUAAAGUUGUUUUUAGCACCGAAACAAAGUUAAGAAGUAGUAAUUGUAUGAGGUUAACAGGUUCAAGGGGUUAUUGAGUACAAAAAAGUAGUUCCAUCUUAAAUGAAUUUGACAAAAAGAUUUAUUCUAGGAAUUGUUUAACUAAGACAUACCAACGCUGAUCUGGGAUGUGAAAUUUAAGAUUUUUGACAUUUUAAGACAUUUUGGCUCCCACAAAUUAUACACUUGACAUUUUUUCCACAUGUGUAUAUAUAGAUACAACUAAAUUUUGUGUUCUAGCAGUAUUCUACCUGGUGUGAUGUGUAAUCAAAUGUGGAUAAAGAGUAUAUCAUAUGUAAAGUGUUGUGCAAUCUUUAAGUUUGUAUGUUAUUUCUUUUGUUUUUAGCAAAUACCAGCUUAAAUUAAGCAUUUAUUGUAUGCAUUUAUGUUGUCUAAUGGGAAAAUAUCUCUUGCAAUGUUAAUGUACAUGUACAUCCAGAAAACUGGUCGGAUAUUUGGUGCAAGUUAAUAGAUUGAAUUAUAUUCUUAUUUAUAUGUAGGGGGUGAUUUAGUAAUUUAUACACAUCCAAUGUGUUCUUAUCAAUAACUUGUAGAGACUACUCUUGUUCAUAUAUUUCUAGAUUUUUUUUGUUUGUUUUUACUUCCGUUUUGACGAUGAUGUCAUAAUGAUGAUGUCACAAUUGUGAUAUCACAAAAACUCCCUCUUUCUCUGUUAUUUAUUGAUAUAAAGAAGUAACAUGUUCAUUGUCUCCUCUGAUAGAUUAUUGAAGGGAACAUUUAUCCUUUUACAUGUAUUUCAAAAGAAAAUCUGCAGACCUGAUAAGUGUAACAUUUGUUAUUGUCAAAUAGGAUUGCUACUUUGUUGAGGGAACAUAGAUUGUGAGUAAGGGACUGUAUAUAUAGAUUGCCUUCUAUAAAAGUGCCUGUAUAUAAAUGGCUGCUGAGUGCUGUAACAAAUGAGAAUGAUGGGGGGCGUGUACAGUGAAUGUUUUUAUAAUCUUUGUAGGCAUUGACCAACUGUAAAGGCAAGCUAUGACAAUAUAUAAAAUAAUAUAAUUGUUUUUGAAUUAAUUUUUGACACAGUUUAUUCAGCCAUUGAAUUGAAUUUAUCAUAUUAAAUGGAUAGGGUGAUAUGUUUAUCAGUUUGUUUAAAGAGAGAAUAUCGAUCUAAAUAAUAUACCUAUGCACAUAUAGAACACAAGUUUAGCUCAACAAUUGCUUUGAAUGAUCGAGUUUUGACACUGUCUGUACAAUGAUUGUUAAAAUGUUGACAUUUUAUAAGAUGAAUGUUGAGGUAUUAUGUAAACAUUUUGUAUGAUGAAUGUUGAGGUUGAUUGUAAACAGGUUGAAUUUUGAUUGUAACAUUUGAUUUUGUAUUUUACAGUUCAAUAUAGUGUAUUUUAAGAUCUCUUGUCACAUAUUGAUAAAAUGCUAUGAAAAGUUUCUUCUUUGUAAAGAGUCUAUAAUAAUUUAUACAGAUGAUUUGUUAGUGACACGUUUAGAAAUGGACAGACAUGAUAGUUGUAUUACAUAUUUUGACCUAGUCGAGAUGAGCAAGUUUUACUAUAUUUACAUGUUCACAAACACAAAAGGAUCCUUUGUUAUGUUUCGUAUAUGUUAGUAUUUUUCGUGUUAAACGGAGCUUGUAUGUAAAUCCAGCAACAGAGAUGUUCCUUAUAUGAUAUCGUAGAUAUUUGUAUAGAUGGUAUUCUGAGACUUUGCAGUUUAAAUUUUAUUCUGCAUUUCAGACGAUGAUUUAUACAGGACGGAAUAUCCGAAAAAAACAGGGACGACAAAUUGUUCCCAGUAAAACCAGAUUUUCUGAUGCGAUGUCUUUUGUAAAAAUUGUUAAUAGUUUGUCUGGACGGUUGAAUGUCAUGUUGACAUACAUACCAAGCUUUUUGUAAAUACUGGUGAAGGAUCCUCCAUUUUUGUAAUAGUAAAGGAUUUAGAAAUGUUUACAUGUUGGAGAGUUUUUGUUUUGUACACAAAUAUACAAAGUGCUCAUAGAAUUCGCUUUUAAAGCUUUUGUAAGAUACAUAUUAUUGACACAAUUCGCUUUACUACUCAAACCAUCCGAUUCACAUAACUUUUUAUGCUACGUGAAAUGAUUCGACGGAGCUCAUAUUUGCAGAUAAGCUCUUCAUUUAUUCAUGGCACGUUCAUUUAUUGACAUAUACCUUUAAGUUAGGUAUUUGGUUUAACGAUAGAUACCUCACAUGGGUGUCUAACCCUUGACCGAGGUUUCAGGUUGAUUGAGUCAAAGCCAUGGCAGUUGAAAAUAGAUUUUACUACAUUUUCUAGUAGUGAAGGCCAUGUUUUUAACACAAGGCAUGCUACAUCAGGGAGCAUCUAUUGAUGUUGCCUAUAUUACUAUUCAUGAAAAAUUGUAAUAGUGUGCAAUUGUAAGAUAAACUGAUGGCCAAUGGAACAAAAGUGCUUGGCUUGAUAAGUGCAAUGUAUUCAUGUAUAACACUCGACCUUAUUCAUGUAAAUGUGUCAUAAAAAAGAUAUUGUGGCGAUUAAGAAAAAAUUGGUUCGAUUGUAAAGUCAUCAUUUUGAAAAUGAGAUAACCAUUUUGAAAAUGAGAGAUAAUUCUAGAAAAAUUUAUUAUUUUUAAAUUGAGAUAACAGAAGUCAUUAUUUAAAAAAUGAGGUAACAUUUAGUGGUGAAUAAGGCCGGGUGUUAAGUGUAUAGAACUGUAGGAAAUCAUGUGCAAUAAGGAAACAAUGUAUAGCCACAAAGCUCAUUACUAGCUACCCCUCUGUUCACAAAUUUACUAUUUACGCUUUGUUUAUUGUUAUUAUCUUACUUAGGUAACUUUUUUAUUACAAAUAAUAGGUCUAUUUUUCUUUCUACAUGAAUAAUUUUGUUCUUGUUUUUUGUUUGUUUUUUUACCCAUUGAAUAACACAUGUUUCAUAGAAUAUUUACUUCUUCUUAUAUAAUGUUCUUUCUAUAAGUGGUAUGUACAGUUUUGGAUUUUUAUUUUUUUCUAGACCCUUUUUCCCACCAACUAAGUGUUACGUUUUUAUCGUUAAAGUUCACCAAUGUAAGAUACCAAAGUAGCUCUUUUUUCAAACUUUAUUGACAGACAUAAAAGAUGUAUGAUGUGCUGUUUUCGGGAAAAAAAUGUAAAUUUAUUCUCUAAAUAUCGAUUUUGUUGUCUUAAAACAUUCUACGAAUCCGCAUUUUCAUUUUUGACAAACAGAAACUUUUUUGUAUUUCAAAUACAGAACACCAUAACCUUGUUCCCAAGUUCAAAAGUUUUGAACUUUUUUUGUUAAAUUCCAAGAAAGUCUAGUCAAUAUUUUUAGCAUUAUUUAAUUUAGUCACAGUAUUUAUAAAUUAAUUUAAGUUUCAUGUAUUUUUUUUUUCUCAUUGAUAUGUAUUCUACAAUGUUUUCUACCUUUUAUAUAAGUGGCAACACACAAUUCUGCUCAGUAGAAAAUUUAAGAUGCUUUUUUCAUAGAUGUCGCUUUUGAUGUUGAAAUUUCGUUGCUUUUUUGGCAAGAUCAUGUGACAUGAUUAAUAAAUACAUUUAAAUAUAUAAUUGAUAGUGUUGUGCCAGCAAUUGUUAUGUGCUGGCUUUGUAUAUCCUAGGAAAUAUGUAUAGCUUUUUGUGACCCGGCUUAACCCAAGUUUUGAGAUAUGCUUUCAUAAUGAUAUUCAGAAAUAUUUAUCAAUUUGAAAUGAAAACUGGAAAUAAAUUUUUGAUUGAAGGAUUUAUUGUAAAACUAAAAUUUGUAUGGGUUUAAAACUUUGCUACAAAUACAUUUUGCUUAAUAAUGCAAUGUUUAUGAUAUAUAUAUUUGAACUUUUUUUUUUGCAUCAUUGUUUUUGUCAUUGCCAGAAUAAAAAAAAUCGAAAAAAGCCAAA
Molecule: messenger RNA, 10429 nt
Organism: Ruditapes philippinarum (Manila clam)
Lineage: Eukaryota; Metazoa; Mollusca; Bivalvia; Venerida; Veneridae
Product: microtubule-associated protein futsch-like
Exons: 5
Coding region: 16-5514 (1832 amino acids)
Biological process (GO): regulation of microtubule depolymerization; dendrite development; axonogenesis
Cellular component (GO): microtubule; neuronal cell body; dendrite
Molecular function (GO): microtubule binding; actin binding
Source: RefSeq, a predicted model, not a curated record